Molecule: messenger RNA, 847 nt
Organism: Zea mays
Lineage: Eukaryota; Viridiplantae; Streptophyta; Magnoliopsida; Poales; Poaceae
Source: RefSeq
ACUCCCUUUCCCAACUUAAACUUUCGUCCUUCCCCGGCCACCCUCGCUCACGCACUUCGCUCCCAUUGUCUGUCGUCGCUGCUCCGCCGGAGGCCGCGCCUGUAGCGUCGCCGACACCGUCGUCUGUACGCCUAAGCUGAUUGUGUGGUAGAGGAUCCGAAUUCGUGUGUGGAUGAAUCGCAUGACACUUUUGAGCAAGGCAAAGCAAGAAAAUUGAAGGAUCUCAUGAUAAAAAGUGACAAUAGGAUAUGUGCUGACUGUGGUGCACCUGAUCCCAAAUGGGUAUCUGCUAAUAUUGGAGUGUUUCUUUGCUUAAAAUGUGGAGAUGUUCAUAGGGCACUUGGACCUGACAUCUCAAAGGUUGAUGAUUACAGCAUGGUUAGUUUCAUUCCACUUGAUUUGAGAAAGGAAAGCAGCAUACAAUAUGUGCUAUCUUCUAUCGACACAUGUAUCCAAUAUGGGGAAGAUGCAGAUGUGAAGGUCAGGGACUUCGAAGAAGACGAAGACUAACCACUGGAUGCUGUAGGAGGUGCAAACUGGUUGCUAGCAGUCGUGUAGUGCGGAGUGAGGCUUUGGGCGCAGGCAUGCAAAAACGUCGUAGGCUGCUGAUGACAGCUAUCUGGUCUAUGUAAGACGAACUAAAGCAGAUAUUUGGCAAGUCCUAGUAAAACGUGUGUGCGCCUUGAUGGUCCUGUUCUCCCUCACUUGAGGCAUAACAGAACACGAGCAACUGUACGACGCCACCGCCGAGGGACUGCGUGAGACACUUGAGCGCCAUGUGAAUUUGUGAACUUAUGUAUUUGGACUUGUGUGAAUUUGUGAUAUGUACAUGUAUCCAUGUGUUUGA